Messenger RNA from Paramuricea clavata, 299 nucleotides. The record is from the annotation of a GenBank genome assembly. Lineage: Eukaryota; Metazoa; Cnidaria; Anthozoa; Malacalcyonacea; Plexauridae.
AAACUCCAGAUGACACAAGUGAGCAAACGCAGGAAAAUGAGGACGGAGUACAAACGAGUAAAACUGAUUCGGAAACUGUCUCAAACCCCUCAAAAGAGCUGGUUGAUAAAUUAAAUGUUGAUUUGGUAAAAGCACUAAAGCGUGAUUUUAAGAUCGUCGGAGUAAUUGGUGGGGACAAACAAUGGGACAGCUUGUCUUUUGUCAGUCUGUCCAGACAGAUUGAAACUGGAAUUAAAUCAGGCUAUAAGGAGUCGGUGAUUGUCGCAGCAGUUAUUAGAGCUGUGAGUCCAAAUUUGUAG